AUGGAAGCGAAGGACCAAAUGAAGAACGACGAUCCUGCAGCAGAGUCUCCGACUUCUGUCCUUGAAGAAGAGGAUGCUUGCGGUGAGAAAGGGGAAGUUAAGUUGGAGGAAGAGGUGCUUGCAGAUAUUGAAGAUGAUGGGUCCUCGCUUCUACCAAGUACAAUGGCAAAGGAGGAAGUGAAGUUGCUCAAAGCUAGGAUCCAGGAAGAUGAGGCGCAGUGUGAGGAGGCACCAAACCUCAAUGACACUCAGUUUAACAAAUUGGAUGAGCUUUUAACGCAAACUAAACUAUACUCCGAGUUUCUGCUGGAGAAGAUGGAUGACAUCACACUUACUGGGGGUGAACAAGAGAAUGAGGGUGUGGAAGAGAGCAAGCCAGCUGCAAAGAAGGGCCGUGGCUUCAAAAGAAAAACGGCCUCACAGUAUAAUACUAGGAAGGCCAAAAGGGCUGUUGCUGUCAUGCUUACAAGAUCUAAAGAAAGUGAGAGGACUGAAGAUAUUGACAUGAGUGAGGAAGAUAGAGUUGAGAAAGAGCAGAAGGAGCUUAUGCCUUUACUGACGGGUGGAAAAUUGAAGUCUUAUCAACUAAAGGGUGUAAAGUGGUUGAUUUCCUUGUGGCAAAAUGGAUUGAAUGGAAUUCUUGCUGAUCAAAUGGGUCUUGGGAAGACAAUCCAAACGAUUGGGUUUCUCUCACAUCUGAAAGCGAAAGGUCUGGACGGGCCAUACAUGAUAAUUGCUCCUCUAUCUACCCUCUCGAAUUGGGUGAAUGAGAUUUCUAGGUUUGCACCAUCACUCCCUGCUAUUAUCUACCACGGUGACAAGAAACAGAGAGAUGAAAUCCGAAGGAAACACAUGCCUAGAACGAUUGGACCAGAAUUUCCCAUAGUAAUAACUUCUUAUGAGGUUGCUUUAAAUGAUGCUAGGAAAUGUUUCAGGGCAUACCAUUGGAAAUAUCUUGUUGUUGAUGAGGGACACAGGCUCAAAAACUCAAAAUGCAAAUUAGUGAAGAUGUUGAAAUGCAUAACUGUAGAAAAUAAGCUUCUUCUAACUGGGACUCCUCUACAGAAUAACUUGGCGGAGCUAUGGUCGCUGUUAAACUUCAUUUUACCUGAUAUUUUUGCAUCGCUUGAAGAAUUUGAGUCAUGGUUUAAUCUGUCAGGCAAGUGCAGUAAUGGGGCAACCAAAGAAGAAAUGGAAGAGAAAAGAAGGGCCCAAGUAGUAGCCAAGCUUCAUGGUAUUCUUCGACCUUUCCUUCUGCGUAGGAUGAAGUCUGAUGUUGAGCUGAUGUUGCCACGGAAAAAAGAGAUCAUUAUCUACGCAAACAUGACUGAGCAUCAGAAGAAUUUGCAGGAUCAUUUAGUUAAUGAGACGAUGGGGAAAUAUUUAAAAGAAAAGUUGGCAAUUGGUAAGAUUUGUUUCCAGAAGCUCAAUAAUUUGGUUAUUCAACUUAGGAAGGUCUGCAACCAUCCUGACCUUGUAGAUUCAAUCUAUGAUGGUUCAUAUGAAUAUCCUCCUCUAAAUGAGAUAAUUGAACAAUGUGGAAAAUUUCGUUUGCUUGACCGAUUGUUGGAACAGUUAUUUGCACGGAAUCACAAAGUUCUGAUCUUCAGUCAGUGGACUAAAGUGUUAGAUAUAAUGGAUUAUUAUUUUAGUGAAAAGGGCUUUGAAGUUUGCAGGAUUGAUGGUAGUGUGAAACUGGAUGAUAGGAGACGACAGAUCCAGGACUUCAAUGAUGUAAACAGCAAUUGCAGAAUCUUUCUUCUUUCUACUAGGGCUGGUGGAUUGGGAAUCAACCUUACUGCAGCUGACACUUGCAUUCUAUAUGACAGUGACUGGAAUCCUCAGAUGGAUUUACAGGCCAUGGAUAGAUGUCAUAGGAUAGGUCAAACAAAGCCUGUUCAUGUUUACAGGCUCUCAACUGCUCUAUCUGUAGAGGGUCGUAUGUUGAAAAGAGCUUUCAGUAAGUUGAAACUUGAGCAUGUGGUGAUUGAGAAAGGACAGUUUCAUCAAGAACGUUCGAAGCCUGUCAACACGGAUGAAAUGGAGGAAGAGGAUGUUUUAGCAUUGCUUCGAGAUGAAGAAACAGCCGAAGAUAAAACGUUACAAACAGAUAUCAGUGAUGAAGACCUGGAGAAGCUUUUGGAUCGCAGUGAUCUUGUUGUCAAUAACUCAAAUGACGAUAAAAACUUCAAAGAUCCAGUCAGUUCCUUUCCCCUUAAAGGGCCUGGGUGGGAGGUGGUGAUUCCAACUGCGACUGGUAGCAUGCUUUCUACUCUUAACAGCUAAUUCCUCGUCCGUCUCUGCGUCAGAACUAUUAAGGCUCACAGUUAAAAAAAAUUGUUUUUUGUGGUAUGAGAUGUGAAGACUUUUUGAGACGUUCUCACAGAAAGAUAUCUCAGAGCCAAUGUCCUGUAGGGCAUCCCUUUUUGUAAAUGCCUCUAAAAGAACUACGUGCACAAAUGAUGCUACUUUGUGUUCAUUAUUUUUGCAUGUCGGAAUUAA
This is a messenger RNA of Gastrolobium bilobum, 2502 nucleotides long. RefSeq names its product ATP-dependent DNA helicase DDM1. The record is from RefSeq and is a predicted model, not a curated record. Gene Ontology annotation, molecular function: ATP binding; DNA binding; ATP-dependent chromatin remodeler activity. The transcript is spliced from 15 exons. Lineage: Eukaryota; Viridiplantae; Streptophyta; Magnoliopsida; Fabales; Fabaceae. Gene Ontology annotation, cellular component: nucleus. Bases 1 to 2286 code for a protein of 761 amino acids.